AGCGCCACCUCUGUGCCUUCAAAUAUUUUCUAUUAGGCUUUUGUUAUUGGAGGUCAAGGGGUCUCCCUCUUUGUUUUCGAUUUUUUUGAAAUGGGUUGUACGGCGUCGAAGCUGGACAACGAGGACACGGUGAGGCGGUGCAAGGAGCGGCGUCGCCUGAUGAAGGAAGCGGUCCAUGCACGUCACCUCUUGGCGGCUGCGCACGCCGAUUAUUGCCGCUCCCUCCGGGUCACGGGCUCUGCCCUUUCCUGCUUCGCUGCUGGGGAACCCUUCUCCGUCUCCGACCAAACCCCGGCCGUCCUACUUCAUCCUCCCAACUCACAUCCUUCUCACGUCCAUCCUGUCCCCCCGCGUGUCCCCCCGUCCCCUUCGCCGUCCCUCCACCCCCCUCCUCCUCCUCCCCAUUUCGCUCCCUCUCCGUCGCCCUCCCCCACUGUCGCCAGCUCCAAGCUUCCUCAAAUACUCUCCGCCUCCAGUCUACCUUCUUCCGCCCCUAACCGUCGUCGUCCCCGUAAAUUGGCCCCGAAACUCCCUCACAUUCUGUCCGAGUCGAGUCCUUCCUCCUCUCCAAAGAGUACUAAAUCGGAUUUCUAUAACAAUUUCUUUCCUACUGCUUAUCAAGCCAAUUCCACCUACUCCAACACUUCCUCUCAAACUUCCUCCGUCUGGAACUGGGAGAAUUUCUACCCUCCCUCCCCACCAAGUUCAGAGUACUUUGAUCGGAAAGCACAACAGAAACAACAAUACCAUCACCAGCUUGACGACGACAACAACAACAACAACAACAACGCACGGUACGCCGGAGAAGAUACGGAAACAGAAAGAUCAGAGUACGAUUUCUUCCGGCCACAACAGUUCAACCGAUACCAUCUAAAUAGCAAGGAUGCGAAGAGCAAUAUCGACGAGGAAGCGGAGAGAGAGGAAGUACAAUGCAGCGAGUGGGGGGACCACGACCGCUACAGUACCUCAACUUCAUCGGAUGAUGAGGAAAGGGAGGAUGAUUUCGAAUCCAGAUCGGAGAUCGAGAGCCGGUCAAAUUUCGGAGCUCCAGUGGGAGCGGAAUCAGAGAAGCAACAUAGUGACUUCCAUAAUCUCCACAAUCAACCGCAGCAGCAGAUGUAUGGCCACGCCGCUAGCAAAUCGGAGAAGUCCCAGGAGGCCGGAUCAUCGGGAGGUAGUUACAGAAUCAGUGAGGUGAUGGAUAGGCAGAUGAUGGUGAGGCACAAGGACUUGAAAGAGAUUGUGGACGCGAUCAAAGAGAAUUUCGACAAGGCUGCUGCCGCCGGAGAUCAGGUCUCCGAGAUGCUGGAGAUCGGCCGAGCUCAGUUAGACCGGAGCUUCCGGCAAUUGAAAAAAACUGUGUAUCAUUCGAGCAGUGUCUUGAGUAACUUGAGCUCGAGCUGGACGUCGAAGCCACCGUUGGCGGUGAGGUAUAGACUGGACACGGCGGCUAUGGAUGAACCAGGCGGUCCAAAGAGCCUCUGCUCCACUCUGGACCGGCUAUUGGCUUGGGAGAAGAAACUCUAUGAGGAAGUGAAGGCUAGAGAGGGUGCAAAGAUUGAGCACGACAAGAAGCUGUCGGCAUUGCAGAGUCAAGAGCACAAGGGGGCAGACGAAACCAAGCUAGAUAAGACGAAGGCCUCUAUAACAAGACUGCAUUCACUGAUUAAUGUCAAUUCUCAGGCUGUCUUCACUACCUCAACUUCAAUCAUUGGUCUUAGAGACAGUGAUCUUGUUCCUCAGCUUGUGGAUCUCUGUCAUGGCUUCAUGUACAUGUGGAAGUCAAUGCACCAGUACCAUGAAGUUCAGAACCACAUUGUGCAACAAGUAAGUGGCCUUGUAAACAGAUCUGCAAAAGGUGACUCUACUUCUGAACUGCAUAGGCUGGCAACCCGUGAUCUGGAGUCUGCUGUCUCCGCCUGGCAUUCUAGUUUCUGCCGUCUGAUAAAAUUUCAAAGGGACUUUAUUCGUUCCCUCCAUGGCUGGUUCAAGCUCACCCUUAUCCCUGUAAGCAACGACAAUGUUGAUGGCAGCAGGGAACUCUCUACUGUAUUUGCUUUUUUUGAUGAGUGGAAGCUUGCUCUUGACCGAGUUCCUGAUACAGUUGCUUCAGAAGCAAUCAAGAGCUUUAUCAAUGUUGUCCAUGUGAUAUCCGUUAAGCAAAAAGAGGAGCUCAAGAUUAAAAAGCGAACUGAAACUGUAUCAAAGGAGCUUGAGAAGAAAGCUUCAUCCCUUCGGAGCAUAGAAAGGAAAUACUACCACUCAUACUCUAUGGUAGGUAUUGGCGUUCCCGAUGCCGGGCCUGAUAAUGGACAGGUUCUAGAUGCUCGGGACCCUCUUGCAGAUAAGAAAUUAGAGCUUGCAGCCUGCCAAAGGCGGGUGGAAGACGAAAUGCUGAGGCAUUCCAAGGCAGUUGAGGUGACAAGAGCAAUGACACUGAAUAAUCUCCAAACAGGCUUGCCAGGGGUUUUCCAAGCAUUAACAAGUUUCUCUGUCUUAUUUACCGAGGCACUCGACACAGUUUGCACCCGUUCCUAUGCUAUAAAAUAGAUGAAUAAUUCUUUAUUCUGGUUUCAUUUUUGAGGCAAGUCAAAGAUUUAUGAGAACUGGGAUUUUUUUGGCUGUGAACUCUUAUAGGUACCGUCAUUAUUUUUGUGGGGGUUUUUUUUUUUUCUUUGGGUCAGAGUGAGCAAAUGUUUGUACCGGAAAAAUUUGCUUGGAUUAUUGUAUCAAAAGGUUGCAAUUUCAGCAGAUAAAUAAAUACACAACUGUACCAAGCGCAUGUUUUCCCUGUUCCUCAGGGAAUUAUAUACAGGGUGUGCUGGAGGUCCAGGCGCUGGACUAUUGAUCUGAGAGCUAGGCUGGCUAUGCUGAAGCAUAUGAGACAAACUGCUAAUGCGUUAAAUUUAGGUGAGAUGUCUCUUUCAUGUGACAAAUGAAAACGAUGGUUCAUGAACAGCAGCUAACUUUGGUGCACUUCAGCUCCUGUUUUGCUCAACCAAAACCAUGUCUGUUCAUCUGACUGCCUCUCUUUUGUUUUCAAGUUAUCGUUGGUAAAUUCAUUU
This is a messenger RNA of Rubroshorea leprosula, 3065 nucleotides long. Lineage: Eukaryota; Viridiplantae; Streptophyta; Magnoliopsida; Malvales; Dipterocarpaceae. The record is from the annotation of a GenBank genome assembly.